AUGGGCGAGACGAGCGCGCGCGGCGUGCGCGCGGUCGUCCUCCUCCUCGCGUCCAUCGCCGCGACUGCGACCGCCGCGCGCGCGGAAGAGGCGUCCUCCCCCACCUGCCUCGAUCUCGGCUUCAGCGGGCUCGCCCCGUGCGGCGAGUGCGACGUGCUCGCGAAGCACACCGCCGAGGCGGACGACCGCGCGAGCGCCGACGCGCUCCAUCGCGAGUGCCUCCGAUGCUGCGCGCCGGAGCGCCGCAAAGACGGCACGUACCUCGCCGCGAGGCUCGAGGUCCAGGCGUACAUCGACGACCACCACGAGGAGGUGAAGAAGCGGCACAAGGUGAAGCUCGUGUACAAGCAGGGCGCGAUGCCGAUCAUAAAGUUCCGAGCGGAGAACGCGGACUUCGACGAGGUGGGCGCGGAGAGCGUGAAGCUGAACGGCCGCGCGCACUGGAAAGCGGCGGACAUCGCGGACUUCUUGAGGACGAAGCUGAAGCCGAAGGACGACGUCGCCGCGGACGACGCGGGGGAGGUGGGCGGAAGCGGAAGCGAAGACGGAGGGAAGAAGAAGGGUUCGAAGAAGACGAAGGGUUCGAAGAAGAAGCCGUCGAAGAAGCACGACGCGACCGAGCUGUAA
Molecule: messenger RNA, 627 nt
Organism: Micromonas pusilla CCMP1545
Lineage: Eukaryota; Viridiplantae; Chlorophyta; Mamiellophyceae; Mamiellales; Mamiellaceae
Exons: 2
Coding region: 1-627 (208 amino acids)
Cellular component (GO): endoplasmic reticulum lumen
Molecular function (GO): oxidoreductase activity
Source: RefSeq, a predicted model, not a curated record